AUGAAGACUGCCGUAGUGAUCGUUGGACUUUUCCUGGUCCUUUGCGAAGGACGAAUUGAAGCAUUUCGGAGGCCCAUCCAGAAUCGUGAACCACAGGAUGGAUAUUUUUCCGAUGAUUAUAAUGAUGUGACACAGGAAGAUGACACUAAUGAAGAUGAGAUCAGAGAAAGCCCUAGAAGAGUUAGUGAAUAUGAAUCGGCGUACGGCUACACGAAGCCCCAGAAGAAAAGAUACGAUGGUGAAGGAAACUAUGAACCUAGAAAGUCCAAGUAUACAAGUGGUAGAAGCCGUGGAAAAUAUUCAGUUUUUGGAAGUACUUCGCUAAGGAACAAUGGUCGCGAACAAAUUACUAAAAGGAACACUUAUGAAGCAGAAAUUAGAGACAGGAAAAAGGAAUAUCGAUCUAUUCCAAAGUACGAAUCACCUUAUCAGUCUUACCCUCCAUCCCCCUACAAACCUCCACAGCAUUACUCUCAUCCAUCGUACAAUCCACCACCUCAGUCAUCUCCAAGUUACAAACCCGUGAUGCCAAAAUCAAGCUGCCAACAAAAUCUUCUCAUCGGAUGUAGUCCUACGGUCACCAAAGUUCCCUGUGGACACCAGCACCAUUCCGUCGGUUUAGACUACCCUCCGCCCCCGUACCAAGCCCCAAUCGCAUCAGUGCCCGCGACACCUUACCUGCCAUCGGUCGCAGCAGUUCCCGUAACACCAUACAAACCACACCAGCCCACAGGAGCCUACCAGCACAGUCACGUAUCCAGCAACCGUCAAUCACAGCCUUCGUUGUCGGCACCGGUGAUAGAGGACAUACAGGAAACUCCUAAGCGACCGUUCAUUUCGGCUUUCCCAACAACUACGAUUCGUUCAGCACAACUUCCUACCGUGGCGGCAGAUCAAGACCAGAACUUCCGGUUCGCCGAACGGUCCACCAAUCCUCCGCCUUCCACAACUGCCAUCGAGGAUGCAUCUGGUGACGAACCUGAGCCUGCGUCUACCCCAGCCGACAAACCUACCAGUGCCACGCAGCUACCGACGGACUCCGGCCAAGGACCGAUUUCAGAUUUUGGUGACGAAUUGGAGGACUAG
Molecule: messenger RNA, 1086 nt
Organism: Malaya genurostris
Lineage: Eukaryota; Metazoa; Arthropoda; Insecta; Diptera; Culicidae
Product: adhesive plaque matrix protein-like
Exons: 1
Coding region: 1-1086 (361 amino acids)
Source: RefSeq, a predicted model, not a curated record